This is a messenger RNA of Cyphellophora europaea CBS 101466, 1470 nucleotides long. RefSeq lists its product as uncharacterized. The record is from RefSeq and is a predicted model, not a curated record. Gene Ontology annotation, biological process: transmembrane transport. The transcript has 5 exons. Bases 1 to 1470 code for a protein of 489 amino acids. Gene Ontology annotation, molecular function: transmembrane transporter activity. NCBI's taxonomy places the organism in Eukaryota, Fungi, Ascomycota, Eurotiomycetes, Chaetothyriales, Cyphellophoraceae.
AUGGGGCUCGGCGACAUCAUGAAGAACCGGUCGGCGCUCAAGACCUCCAACACGAGUGUCACCACUGCCGCGCAGCUCACCCUCAGACAGUCCAUCUAUCCACUCGCCUUGGUGACCUGCUUGUUCUUCCUCUGGGGGUUCUCGUAUGGCCUCUUGGACACUCUCAACAAGCAUUUCCAGAUUACGCUGGACAUUACCCGAACACGUUCCUCGGGUCUGCAGGCGGCUUACUUUGGCGCCUAUCCUCUUGCAUCGCUCGGAUAUGCCAAUUGGAUGCUUCGGCAUUGGGGCUACAAGCCAGUCUUCAUUUUUGGGUUAUGCACUUAUGCCGUUGGCGCUCUCAUGAUGUGGCCUUCGGGCGUCUAUCGCUCCUUUGGUGGCUUCUGCGGUGCCACAUUCAUCUGUGGAUCCGGUCUGGGCAGCCUCGAAACCGCUGCAAAUCCCUAUCUGGCCGUGUGUGGCCCGCCAAAAUACUCAGAGCUGCGCAUCAACUUUGCCCAGGCCUUCAACGGCGUCGGUACUGUCGUAGCUCCCGCACUCGCAUCCUACGUCUUCUUCAAGAACACCGCCGACGACAUCAACGCCCUCAAGAACGUUCAAUGGGUCUACCUGGCCGUUGCCCUGUUUGCUUUCCUACUUGCCACCGUCUUCUUCUUCUCGCACAUUCCUGAAGUGACCGACGCAGACAUGGAGUUUCAGGUCCAAGCCACCCAUGUGGCGGGCACCGAGAAGUCUUUUUGGAAGCAGUACCGUCUCUUCCACGCCGCCUUUGCCCAGUUCUGCUACACCGGCGCACAAGUCGCAGUCGCCACCUGGUUCAUCAACUACACCGUCGACGGAAGACCAGGCACCUCCAACUCUACGGCCUCCGCCCUACUUGCUGGUGCACAGGCCGCUUUUACAAUAGGCAGGUUCUCUGGCACGGCCUUUAUGCGCUUCAUCAAGCCGCGAUUGGUCUUUCUCUUCUAUCUCGGCGGCGUAAUCGUCGCGCUGUGCCUCGCCACCGGCGUCAGAGGCACAGCUGGCGUGGCCAUGCUUUAUAUCACGCUUUUCUUCGAGUCCGUAUGCUUCCCGACCAUUGUUGCGCUCGGCAUUCGAGGUCUAGGCCGCCACUACAAGCGCGGUAGCGGCUUCAUCGUCGGCGGUGUGGUAGGCGGUGCCUGCGUGCCGUCGCUACAGGGCAAAGUGGCCGACAUCCACGACAACACGCCCUUGUCGAUGGUCGUGCCCCUGAUGUUCAUGGUCGCAGCAAUGAGCUACGCUGUCGCAGUCAACUUUGUACCUUACUACAGAAUCCCCGCCGACGCUCUGGGCAGCUCAGACGUGGGCAUGGAGGGCAAUCAGAUUGCCAAGGACGACCUGGAGGCGAAGCAACUGGAUCCUACGACCGGAAAGCUCAGAGACAAUCCUGAGGUUGUGGAGAUCGAGAAAAUGGAGCGUCACCGGGACUCGGCAGACGCUGUGCGGUAG